This is a messenger RNA of Cordyceps fumosorosea ARSEF 2679, 1317 nucleotides long. RefSeq lists its product as hypothetical. The record is from RefSeq and is a predicted model, not a curated record. The coding region runs from base 1 to 1317 and encodes 438 amino acids. The transcript has a single exon. NCBI's taxonomy places the organism in Eukaryota, Fungi, Ascomycota, Sordariomycetes, Hypocreales, Cordycipitaceae.
AUGGCGGUUGAAGAACCGGAGGAACCCUUGCACAAGCGAGGUCGCGAUGACAUCCACGUCCGGUUUGCUCCCGCCUCAUACGUCAUGAAAAAUAUAACUCAAACCGCAAUAUGGCAAGUUUGGAUCCUCUGGGUGACUGCCUCGAUGGUCGCUUUGACUGUCACCUACAACGGGUUCAUUUACCAUGAGCCUGGACCUGACGCUUGGUUUCGACUUGGCUUGGUCAUGGCGUAUGCAACAUUCAAUGUUCUUCACGCGUGCCUGGCACUGCGAUGUUUUAAACAAAUCCUCGAUUCAAUAGGGAAUCAGGCUUGUUGGAGCCUCAUCUCGCGAAUCUGGAUUUUUAUAGACCGCGCUGGGGCUAUUCAUGAGCAGGGCACUGGCAACAAGCUACACGUUCUGAAGCAGUUCACCUGUCAGCUUCUUGGCUACACAAGCAUCGAAACCAUGUACAAGUCAAUCCCCAACAGGAGGCGGCCGAAGGAAGAGGCAGCCAACGCCAAUGAGCGAACGAGUCAAGAGAGUAUCGAUGCCGGCUUAGCAGCCGGCCAAUACCUGGUUGAGGAAGACAAGACGCUCAUGGCGUCAGCGCAAGAGGCGGAAAAAACUGUCAAGACAUUCAUUGAUGGCGAGGUCAAGUCUUUCGAAAAAUCUGCCGAGUCAGCCUUGGAAAAGACGAUUGUCAACGUCGCCGUGAUGCUGGGCGUCUGCCUAUCCACGGGUCUUGCACCGCUCACCACGGUGCGGUCCGGCGACUCGACGGCGGCCCAGCUCGGCUCCUACGCGCUGUUGUUAGCCUUGGGAACCGGCACAGCAGCCCUGGCUGCGAGUCUUAGCCACCUUGCCAAUGCUAGGGACGCCGCAAACAUGCUUCUGAGGCUCCAGUCGCACAUGCUCACCCUGCCGUACGAUGGCCGGAGCGUGGACGCUCGACGGAACACCGUGACGAUGGACAGAGACGGCGAGUCCCCGAUGGUCCGUUGGAUGGACCUUUUCUUUUGCAUCAGGGGAUGGAGGUGCGUUCUCGCUCCGUUCUUGGGGCCGGCCCUUGGACUCGUGCCAUUGUCGGAGCGGAGGAGCUCCGCGAUGCAGGAUCGGGGGUACUGGGGAGAGGUAGGACAGGAUCUGCGCUUCACGGUCUUUGGCUCCACACUUGAAGCUUCUACUCGCACGAGGGAGGUUAUCAAGAAGACGGGCAUGAGUCUUCGUGCAAAGGUGCCACAGAGACCAGCUGAUGCGCAAAGGCCAGAACCUGCUGCAGCAGAAGACGGGACAGGCGGGAUUGAGUUGGCCGAAGUCAGUUCCCUUAUUAGGUAG